Eucalyptus grandis is the source of this 1953-nucleotide messenger RNA. Its product is annotated as ankyrin repeat-containing protein ITN1-like. Gene Ontology annotation, cellular component: plasma membrane. The record is from RefSeq and is a predicted model, not a curated record. Bases 1 to 1953 code for a protein of 650 amino acids. The transcript is spliced from 4 exons. NCBI's taxonomy places the organism in Eukaryota, Viridiplantae, Streptophyta, Magnoliopsida, Myrtales, Myrtaceae. Gene Ontology annotation, molecular function: protein phosphatase 1 binding; protein phosphatase regulator activity.
AUGCAUCCUAAAGUGUAUGAGGCUGCAAAGUCAGGAGACUGUGAAAACCUGAUGACAAUAAUUUUAGGGAAUGGAGAAGACCUUUUCCACCAAACAACACCGAAGCAUAACAACAUUCUCCAUGUUGCGGCUCAAUACCAGCAAGUAAAUUUCAUCAAAGAUCUUCUUCAAUGUCCAUCAGGACCACCCCUUCUUUGGCAGGGUAACUACAAAGGAGACACUCCCUUGCAUAUUGCUGCUAAAGUGGGAAGCUGCAAAGUGAUUCGAGUCUUCACUGAUUUGGCGAAAUCAAUGCAUUGGGUUGUUCAAAAUGGACAAGUUGACUUGUGCAAAGAGCUACUUCGAAAGCCAAAUUCGAAUGAGGGUACCGCGCUACACUAUGCAGCAAGAGGAGGCCACGUUGGGGUUGUGAAGUUGCUAAUUGAAGAGGAUUCUCAAUUAUGUGAUAUUACUAAUGCUGCUGACGAGUCCCCGCUUUAUCUUGCAGCAAAUCGAGGGCUUUCUCAUGCCAUUGAAAUAAUUUUAGGAGCUUCCUCAUUGUCAUCCUCUCGUAAGGGCCCUAAGGGAUUGACAGCUUUGCAUGCGGCAAUUUUUCACCUACCAACCGGUUGGUGGAAAAUCUUGGAGAAGACACCAGAAGUGAUCAAAGAAGGAGAUGAUUUAGGGCGGACUCCUCUUCAUUAUGUCGCUUGCUUUGGCGAAGUCAAAGCAGUUCGAUUACUCUUGCACCAUGAUACUUCUGUGGCAUAUGACUUAGACAAAGGGGGGGAAUCUGCUCUUCACAUUGCAGCAUUUCAAGGCCACAUCAAUGUCAUUGAUGAGCUUAUUAGAUCUUGUCCUGAUGCUUGUGACAUAAUAAACACCGAGGGGCAAACAGCUCUUCAUGCAGCCAUAAUGGGUGGCCAAGUAAAUGUAGUCAAGUACAUACUAAAAAUGCCAAACUUGGAGGAUCUUAUCAACGAACAAGACAUCAAUGGAAACACGGCUCUGCAUUUGGCUGCGCUAAAAAAAAAAUACAACAUCAUAUACAUACUUGCACAGGAUAAGAGGGUAGACCGUUUGGCCACAAAUAAGGAUCAUUUGACGGCUCUUGACAUUUUUGCUGCUCACGACGAGGUCGGCUACAGAGCUGUAAAAGUUCUUCAUGUGUUGAAAGGAUCUUAUGGAAUCCAGCAUUUUCAAGACUGGGUCACUGAAUAUGUUAAGAAAAGGUUAGACAAGCAAUUUGUUGAGGGCCAACCAGUUGCCUCGACAACCAUGGGAAUUAAUACAGGCAACCGAGAAAAUUUUGAUUCGUCAAAAAGAAGCAUUAUCGACCUUCAGCAACUAGUGGCAGUGCUCAUAGCCACAGUGACCUUUGCUGCGGCCUUCACGAUGCCUGGGGGUUAUUUCAACGAUGGACCCGACCAAGGAAUGCCAAUUCUUGCGGACAGGCCAGCUUUCAAAGCCUUCGUGAUAUUUAACACAACUGCAUUCUGUUUCUCCAUCCUGGCAUUAUUUUUACUAUAUGAUCCUUGUUUCUGGGGCGCUCGCCAACAGGCGAGAUACGCCGCCGCCGCAGGAUGUUACCUUUACUUUGCGAUAUGCGGGUUGGUGCUGGCCUUUGCUUGUGGUACGUAUGUUGUACUGACCAGAACCAACGGGCUCGGGAUUGUUCUUUUUGUUGUGUUUGGAUGUCUCCUGACUAUGCACCGCAUCGGCGUUUUCCUUGACCCCGAGGCUGGUUUCUGGAAAGCUGCUAGCAAGUUGGGCCGUGUGCACGGAAUAUUUACGUUUUUGCAUUGUCAGCCUUCGAGUUCGAGCACUUUUAUGUCAGCUGUCAGGUUUGAAACCCCUCAAAGUGGACCUGUUAGGUUGGGAAUCGGCCAAAUAGCCAUGCAAAAGAUGACUAGAGCAGCAAAGGCCAACAAGUCGAGACUUUUCGUGUAUGUGAAGGAUGCACAAGUCGAUUAA